AUGUUUUAUUCUAGGGUAGAAUGGGUGGAAAUAAUCGAGCCCAAGACAAAGGAACAUAUGUAUGCUAACCUCACUACGGGGGAAUGCGUAUGGGACCCACCUGAGGGAGUUAAAGUGAAACGGACAGAUUCUUCCCAGUGGUGGGAACUUUUUGAUAUCAACACACAUAGAUUUUACUACUACAAUGCAUCAACACAGACUACUGUAUGGCACAGGCCAACGGACUGUGAUAUCAUACCAUUGGCAAAGUUGCAGACUUUGAAACAAAACACUGAUCCACUAAAAAGACGGGAAAGUGCCACACAGACCAACCAAGCUGCACCUCAGGCUCCAUCAUUAAUAGAUCCAGUGAGCAGCAAUGGUAACAGCACAGCGGCGAGCGCCAGCAAACUAUCACCCAGCAACGCCAAGAAUGUCUCUCUGCCACAGACCAGUCCGGUGCGGACCAGGCGCGCACAUUACCACCAUAGGAAUAGCGGAGAGAGGCGAGGCAGGCUGAGCGAGGACGGAGCGAGCCAGCUGUGCCGGCACACCGACUCCGGCCGCUCCUCCGACAGCAGCGUCAGCAGUCAGCGUCGCAAGCAGGAGCUGGCGGCGGCUGCGUGCGCGCCGGUGUGCACGCCGCAGCUGCGCAAACGCAGCGGGCCCGCGCCGCCGCUUGAAGCCGACAAGUGGUCGCCGCACGCAGGGUUGAACAGGAGUGGCAGCUUCGUCUCGCCGCGGAAGGACGCCUCGGACGACUCCAUGCACGAAAAGUACUUCAAGUCCGUCGAGAGUACACCGUUGACCAAGCGCAAGUUGAAGCAGCAAUCGGCUGGGUCGUCGUGCGAGUCGGCCUCCCCGCAGAGCCCGAGCAGCCCGCUGCAGAAACCGCAGCCCCAACCCUUCCUACAGACGUCGGCGGCGCGGCCGUCGCUGGUGUCGUCCAUCUCGCUGGCCACGGACGCGGCGGGCGGCUCGCGCGUGCUGCACAGCCUGGAGCGCCCGCACCAGCUGUCAAGACACGCGAGGGAGCGCUACUCCGACAGACACCUGGACAAGGAUCGGCUGGUGGAGUUAGAGCGAACGGAGCGCUUCGACAAGCAGGCUGCGUAUAGUGUGGACAAACCCUUCCGGCAGACCAGUUUAGACCUGCGACAUCACGCGCCCAAUUGGCAUCCGCCGAGGGAGUUUACUAGAAGGCAGCAGGCGGAACCGGAGCGUUACACGUCCAGCAAAAGUUCGUUAUCGUCCGGCAGCAGCAAGCGGCAAGAACCACACCACAACUUCAUGCGGCUCUGCUCGGCCAAUGAGCAAGACAAUAUGGCCGCCGUAAACUACAAGAUGAAAUGUAUCAACCUGGACCCGCCGCUGACGGAGCCCAACGUGCAGAAACACAACCAGAGGCUAGAGAGGUCCACGGCGCCGAGAGAUCGCGCCAAAUCGCGACGUCACAAGAAGCCAGAAGAAGUGGAAGAGUCUCCGUUAGACGCCGACGAAGAAGAUGACGAAGGUUCCCCGCUGUACUGCAACUGGGACCUCCGCGGCAUGCAGCACCUGCUGCCGUUGCAGGAUUACAUCAUCCAGCAGGCCAAGCUGUCCAGGGGCGGUCGGUACGCAGACGGGGCGGGGUCGGGGUCGGGGUCGGACAACGAGUCGGCGUCGUCGCGCUCGCGCUCCGGCUCGGCGGGCUCGCGCUCGCUGUCCGGCCACGAGCCCGACAACGAGUCCAGCGACGGCGGCGCGCGCACGCCCGACGACGACGACGGCUCCGGCGUCUACCUCGCGCACCAGCACGCCGAGUACAUGAACCACGGCGUCGCCUACUACAAUACCUUCCACGAGCCCGACAAGGACUACCACCGGCCUGUAGCGGGCGCAGAGGCGCUGUACAGCCCGGUGCGCGCGCACGCGCCGCGGCCGCCGGAGCAGGACAUCGAGAUCUUCGCCAAGGACCACCUCAACUUCAACAAGGGCAUCUUUAGGAAGAAGGCGUCAGUACGCGACAUGUUAUCAUGGACGUCAUCAGGCAUCAGCGCACCCAUGGUCGGCGCGGACUGGGACAAGGCGCACAAGAAGGCAGCCACCGACCUGUUCAGACUUGUCCAGAUAUACAUGGGCGACCGCAAGGCCCGGCCGGGGAUGACGCUCAACUCCGUCGCCCAGGACUUGCUGCAUGCCACCUUUGCUAAUGAGAAACUGCGAGACGAGCUGUACGUGCAACUAUGUCGGCAAACGACAGAGAACCCGCUGCGAGACUCCCUGCUGCGCGGCUGGGAGCUGCUGGCCGUGUGCCUCGCCUUCGUGCCGCCCUCGUCCGCCUUCCAGCCCGCGCUCACCAACUACGUCAACCGCCACCGCGACCCCGCCUUCGCGGACGCCUUCCCCGAGGUUGGCAAAUGGCCGAUCCACGUGCAAGUGUCUCACUACGCGGGCGUGGCGUGCAAGCGGCUCGAGCGGAUCGGCGUCAGCGGCAAGCGGCAGCCCAGGAAGCCCACCACCGAGGACAUCGACCAGGCGCGGAUCCAAAUAUUCCGACAAUCAAUGUUCGGCAACACGCUAUCCGAAGUAAUGGCGUUACAAAAAGAGCGGUUCCCGAACCGCCAGCUGCCGUGGGUGCAAGUGGCACUCUCGCAGCAAGUGCUAGCGCUGAGCGGGCGCGAAACUGAGGGCAUCUUCAGGGUGUCGGCCGACGUGGACGAGGUGGCCGCGCUCAAGGCCAAGAUUGACAACUGGGAGCUGCCGGACGCCUCCACCCUCACUGAUGCCCACGCACCGGCGAGCCUGCUCAAACUCUGGUACCGGGAACUGUACGAGCCCCUUAUACCGGACGCGCUGUACGCGCCGUGCGUAGCUGCAGGUUCAGACUACGCCGCAUGCUCGAGGGCGCUACAGCGUCUACCGGCGCUGAACCGACUGGUACUAACCUAUCUCAUAAGCUUCCUCCAACAAUUCACCGCUCCCGAAGUAGUAAGUCAAACGAAAAUGGACUCUGCGAACCUCGCUAUGGUGUUCGCGCCCAACUGCCUCCGCUGCACGUCACAAGACCCCAGGGUCAUACUAGAGAACGCGCGGAAGGAGAUGACCUUCCUGAAGACCCUUAUCACGAAUCUGGACACGUCCCAUGUGCAGGACAUGCUGUGACCGAAUCUCAAUAACAAUUACGGGAAUGAUGAUUACUCGUUGCACGGACGUUCGUGGUUUUAGCUAUUUUAGUGAUAAUUCCGAUAUGUAUAAAACUUUACCGAGAUUAUGGCAGUGAUAAUUAACGCAUAUGUAAAAAUAUGCGUUUAUAUUCAGAUUUAAGUAAAUUUGGGAUGCAUUUAGCGACAGUUAAUCCUAUCUAGAUGCGUUAAUAGGAAAGAAAAGUCAAUGUUCUAAACAGUAAACUGCUACAACCACUUGUCGUUUAUUGCAGUAGGUAACAUUUCAAUCUGCCUUAACAUUUAAACUAUUUACUGCGAUUAAAUAUUCCAGUGGUUUCCGAAACCAACUGUAUUUAUUAAUAAUUAUAUUAUGUACUGCACUAAUAAUUACAUCCUUCGGUGAUGCGGUUAGGAAUGUUCGAAAGAAAAUUAGCUUUAAUGAACGUUCGUGCAACGGGUAAUGACCCACAAGGACCUAUACCGCCGAUCUAUUUGCGGCUACAUCUGUCCUUUUUAAAUGCGCAACACUUGAAUAGUGUAUAAAUUGUAAUAGCCCUUUAGAGCACUUAAAGGAGCUUGAAGGAUUACUAGUGCUAACGUGAUGCGCUAAUGUGCCGUUCUGUACAAAAAGAUACCUUCGCUAAUACAAUAACUAAGCAUUUGUGCUCAUAAGGUCCCUUUCCGUACAGAAUAGCACAAAAUAUUAGGGCACUUACCUAAUUCCCAUAAUUAUAUUUGACAUUCUUGUAUAUUGUUUGUAUUUUUGUACGCUAUACGGUAAUUUUAUUUGGUCGUAUCCAAAGAUAUUUAAUGAAAUGUGAUUUUAAUUACAUUAGAAUCUGAGCUUUACAAAAGUGUACGUGCAAUGCGUUCCAGAACGGAACGGGUUGCUUGUUUAUAUUUAGUUUAGUUGUAGAGAGUGAAUGAAUUUAUUUUUACUACAUUAUUUUUAUUAAGUACCAUAAUAAUAAGUUUUGCUAUUGAACGAGGCAGCUAUAUUUUUCAGGACGAAAUAAACGCAUUACAAUUAUGUUAGAUUAAGUAAAUUAA
Messenger RNA from Cydia splendana, 4175 nucleotides. It is a transcript of the gene RhoGAP93B, whose product is annotated as rho GTPase-activating protein 39. The record is from RefSeq and is a predicted model, not a curated record. Lineage: Eukaryota; Metazoa; Arthropoda; Insecta; Lepidoptera; Tortricidae. Gene Ontology annotation, cellular component: cytoplasm; cytoskeleton. Gene Ontology annotation, molecular function: protein binding; GTPase activator activity. Gene Ontology annotation, biological process: signal transduction. Bases 1 to 3123 code for a protein of 1040 amino acids. The transcript has 21 exons.